AUGGGUUCCAAGAGGACUUGUCUUCUGAUCACUUACUCUCCGGAGAUAGUAGAUGGCGUGCCUUUGUAUGUGUCAUCUAAUUGCCUGCCUGUAAAAGCUUCCAAGUAUGAACCUGCUGGCCAUUCUUUCCAUGCGGUCGCACUGAAGCUCCGUGGUCUUGAUGAGAAAGAAGACACUGAAACUGAUGAUCGUAGUGUGUCAUCAGAUGACAAGAGCCAAGAUUUUUCUGCUGGUUCAGAUAACUUCAGCAGCAAAGGAAAGAAGAAGUCUGGUUCUGGAAGUCAACAACAAGAUCACUAUGCAUUGCUUGGAUUGGGCAACUUGCGGUUCUUGGCCACCGAAGAUCAGAUUCGGAAGAGUUACCGUGACAUGGCUCUUAAACAUCAUCCAGACAAGCAGGCUGCUCUUCUUCUCCAUGAGACAACAGAGGCAGCAAAGCAAGCAAAGAAGGAUGAGAUAGAGAGCCAUUUCAAGGCCAUACAGGAAGCUUACGAGGUCCUCAUGGAUCCUACCAAGAGAAGGAUUUUUGACUCAACUGAUGAGUUUGAUGAUGAUAUCCCAACUGACUGUGCACCGCAAGACUUCUUUAAGGUCUUCGGACCAGCCUUCAUGAGGAAUGGCCGAUGGUCUGUUACCCAGCCAAUUCCUUCUUUGGGAGAUGAUGCUACUCCUGUAGUGGAUGUUGACCAGUUCUACAAUUUCUGGUAUAACUUCAAGAGUUGGAGGGAAUUUCCACAUGAAGAUGAGUAUGACUUGGAGCAAGCUGAGUCUCGUGAACACAAGAGAUGGAUGGAGAGGCAGAAUGCGAAGAUACAAGAGAAGGCCAAAAAGGUAGAGUAUACGCGAGUACGUAAUCUUGUUGACAAUGCGUACAGGAAAGACCCAAGGAUCCAGAGGAGAAAGGAGCAGGAGAAGGCUGAGAAACAGAGGAGAAAGGAGGCAAAAUACAUGGCCAAGAAACUGCAGGAGGAGGAAGCUGCAAGGGCUGCAGAAGAGGAAAGGAAGAGGAAAGAAGAGGAGGCGAAGAUAGCCGCAGCAGCUGCUGACAUUCGAAAGAAGUUGAAGGAAAAGGAGAAGAAGUUGCUACGCAAAGAGAAAAAUCGCCUGCGCGCACUUGUGGGCCAGGUAGUUGGUGAGUCCCACUUCAGUCUGUCAAAGGAGGAUGUUGAAACAGUAUGCACAUCACAUGAUUUUGAACAGUUGAAGAAACUCUGUGAUAUUAUGGAGGACAAGGAUACAGCUGAAAAGGCCAGGUUGCUGAGAGGUGCACUGAGCAAAGAAGAAAACUCCUCGAAUACCUCAAAAGAAGAGAAAAUUCAUGCCAAUGGUGUGGCGGAUUCUACUCCAAAAUCCACUGUCCCACAAGGCACUCCAAAAUCCACAGCCCCACAAGUCAUUACACUAGGCAACUAUGAGAAAAAAGAGAAAGAGUGGGGAAAGGAAGAGGUUGAAUUGCUUAGGAAAGCUAUACAUAAGUAUCCGAAGGGAACUAACAAGAGGUGGGAGGUUAUUUCAGAGUUUAUUGGUACUGGUAGAUCUGCUGACGAGAUUUUGAAGGCCACAAAAACCAUUCUUCUGCAGAAGCCAGACUCUGCUAAAGCUUUUGACUCGUUCCUUGAGAAACGCAAAGCAGCUCCAUCUAUUGUAUCGCCUCUUUCCACAAGAGAUGAGACGGCUGGUGGUUCAACUGUGGGAACUGGCACUGAACCAUCCAAGGCGGCUGAACAACCUGCUGCCAGCAGCAGUCAGACAGCUAAGGAGAAAAUUGGUGUUGAUCCUGUCCUGGAAGAAGCACCUUCUGCAACAGAUCCAGAUGCCUGGUCAGAGGCCCAGGUGCUGGCCCUUGUUCAAGCUUUGAAGGCGUUUCCCAAGGAUGCAAACCAAAGAUGGGAGCGAGUAGCUGCUGCUGUCCCUGGUAAAACAGUGGUGCAGUGCAAGAAAAAGGUUGCGUCAAUGAGGACGAACUUCCGGACCAAGAAGCUGGCUACACAAGAAGAAGAUUGGUCGAUUGCCUUUUGA
Messenger RNA from Triticum turgidum subsp. durum (durum wheat), 2019 nucleotides. NCBI's taxonomy places the organism in Eukaryota, Viridiplantae, Streptophyta, Magnoliopsida, Poales, Poaceae. The record is from the annotation of a GenBank genome assembly.